AUUAUUCAUGAGGAUUCGCAGGCUCCUUGGGAUCACGUGGGCUUUUUCGCGCGAAAACUAUUAGCCGGGGUAGGAAGGAGUCGCAGCUGUGGGUGCUGAGCUGAAGCAACUAUGGCGGAUUCCUCCGAGUCCUUAAAUAUAGCCUCAUCUAGUCCAGCCCGAAGAUACAGACGUGUCAGUGAUGGUUUGACCUCCAGCCCUGGGCGAGGUUCCCGGCGUGGGGGCACUGAUGCUUUGACUUCCAGCCCUGGGAGAGACCUGCCGCCUUUUGAAGAUGAAUCAGAAGGCCUUCUGGGCACUGAAGGGCUUCCUGAUGAAGAGGAAGAGGAUGGAGAAGAGCUUAUUGGGGAUGGAAUGGAGAGGGAUUACCGAGCCAUUCCCGAGCUAGACACCUAUGAGGCGGAAGGGUUAGCCCUUGAGGAUGAAGAUGUGGAGGAGCUGACGGCCAGCCAGAGGGAAGCUGCUGAGCGGGUGAUGCGGCAGCGAGACCGGGAGACUGACCGAGGCUUGGGACGCAUGCGUCGGGGGCUGCUGUAUGACAGUGAUGAAGAAGAUGAGGAACGGCCAGCCCGGAAGCGGCGCCUGGUGGAGCGGGGCACAGAGGAGGGCGAAGAGGAGGAGGACAUGAUAGAAAGCAUCGAGAAUCUAGAAGACUUAAAAGGUCACACUGUCCGGGAGUGGGUGAGCAUGGCCGGCCCUCGACUGGAGAUCCACCAUCGAUUCAAGAACUUCUUACGCACUCAUGUGGACGGACAUGGUCACAAUGUCUUCAAGGAACGGAUUAGCGACAUGUGUAAAGAGAACAGGGAGAGCCUGGUAGUGAAUUAUGAAGACUUGGCAGCCCGGGAACAUGUCCUGGCCUACUUCUUACCUGAGGCCCCAGCAGAGCUCCUAGGGAUCUUUGAUGAAGCUGCCCGAGAGGUGGUGUUGGCCAUGUACCCAAAGUAUGAUCGAAUUGCCAGUCACAUCCAUGUCCGCAUCUCCCACCUUCCCCUGGUGGAGGAACUUCGCUCCCUCAGGCAGCUGCAUCUGAACCAGUUAAUUCGAACCAGUGGCGUGGUGACCAGCUGCACAGGAGUCCUGCCCCAACUCAGCAUGGUCAAGUACAACUGCAAUAAAUGUAACUUUGUCCUGGGGCCGUUCUGUCAGUCUCAGAACCAGGAAGUGAAGCCCGGCUCCUGUCCUGAAUGUCAAUCUGCUGGUCCUUUUGAAGUCAACAUGGAAGAGACAAUCUACCAAAACUACCAGCGCAUCCGAAUCCAAGAGAGUCCUGGCAAAGUGGCUGCGGGCAGGCUUCCUCGCUCCAAAGAUGCCAUCCUUCUUGCUGAUCUAGUGGAUAGCUGCAAGCCAGGAGAUGAAAUUGAGUUGACUGGCAUCUACCACAACAAUUAUGAUGGCUCCCUCAAUACUGCUAAUGGCUUCCCUGUCUUUGCUACGGUUAUCUUGGCCAAUCAUGUGGCCAAGAAGGAUGACAAAGUAGCUGUAGGGGAGCUGACCGAUGAGGAUGUAAAGACUAUUAUUAGCCUCUCUAAGGAUCAGCAGAUUGGAGAGAAGGUUUUUGCUAGCAUUGCCCCUUCUAUCUAUGGGCAUGAAGACAUUAAGAGAGGCCUUGCAUUGGCUCUUUUUGGAGGAGAACCCAAAAACCCAGGUGGCAAGCACAAGGUGCGAGGCGAUAUCAAUGUGCUCUUGUGCGGGGAUCCUGGCACAGCCAAAUCUCAGUUUCUUAAGUAUGUGGAAAAAGUGUCUAGUCGCGCCAUCUUCACCACUGGCCAGGGGGCCUCAGCCGUGGGGCUCACUGCUUAUGUCCAGCGGCAUCCUGUCAGUCGAGAGUGGACCUUAGAAGCUGGGGCCUUGGUUCUGGCUGACCGAGGGGUGUGCCUGAUUGAUGAGUUUGACAAGAUGAAUGAUCAGGACAGGACCAGCAUCCACGAGGCCAUGGAACAGCAGAGCAUCUCCAUCUCCAAGGCCGGUAUCGUCACUUCCCUGCAGGCCCGCUGCACUGUCAUCGCCGCUGCCAACCCCAUAGGAGGGCGAUAUGAUCCCUCAUUGACCUUCUCAGAAAAUGUGGAUCUCACAGAGCCCAUCAUAUCCCGCUUUGACGUCCUGUGUGUUGUAAGGGACACCGUGGAUCCUGUUCAGGAUGAAAUGCUGGCACGCUUUGUGGUUGGCAGCCAUGUUAAACAUCACCCCAGCAAUAAGGAAGAGGAGCUAGCCAAUGGCAGGACACAGGAACCAGCCCUGCCUAAUACAUAUGGUGUCGAACCCUUGCCUCAGGAGAUACUGAAGAAAUAUAUCAUCUAUGCCAAAGAGAAGGUCCACCCAAAACUUAACCAGAUGGACCAAGAUAAAGUUGCCAAGAUGUAUAGUGACCUACGGAAAGAAUCCAUGGCCACAGGCAGCAUCCCCAUCACAGUUCGACACAUUGAAUCAAUGAUCCGAAUGGCAGAAGCUCAUGCCCGCAUUCACCUUCGGGACUAUGUGCUGGAAGAUGAUGUUAACAUGGCCAUCCGGGUGAUGCUAGAGAGCUUUAUCGACACCCAGAAAUUCAGCGUCAUGCGCAGCAUGCGCAAGACUUUUGCCCGUUAUUUAUCAUUCCGGAGGGAUAACAAUGAGCUAUUACUCUUCAUCCUGAAGCAACUAGUAGCAGAACAGGUGAUCUACCAGCGCAACCGCUAUGGUGCCCAGCAAGACACUAUUGAGGUACCUGAGAAGGACCUAGUAGACAAGGCUCGUCAGAUCAACAUCCACAAUCUUGCUGCUUUUUAUGACAGUGAACUCUUCAGAAUGAAUAAAUUCAGUCAUGAUCUGAAACGGAAACUUAUUAUCCAGCAGUUCUGAGACCUUGGACCACUGUAGCUAAUUAUGCACUUUGCUUCUGGAAGGUCAAGUCACCAUUGAGCACCCUGUUGCUUUGUGCCUUAGGGAGACCUCACCCAAGAGCUUUGUUAAAUCACCAGUGGCUGUGGGAGAAUGGGGGUGGGGGGUCCUUUUGGUUCGGGGUUUGAACACCUUAAUUUGACCAUCAGGGUCCCCUUGGAUGUGGUUCUGUUGGUCACUGUGGUUGUGUUAUAGAAUGGUCAUUUUGUAAGUUCUCUUCCUUUGCUGCUUUAGAUGCCUAUAUUUUGUAUAUUUUUCCUAGCUUCUCUGGAGCUGUAUCUCAAGAUCUUGUCAUCUAAAAAAAAGAGUCCCUUCCUAUUGCUUUUGGCCAAAAAAAGUUUUCAUAUAUAAUAUUCUGAUGGCAUGAGAGACCCUGGCCCUGCCUUUAGCUGACUUUGGCCAGAUGAGGUAAUUAGAAUGGUUUCUUCCCCUCUUGGUAUUUCAUUUACUCAUCUUCAGUUCCUGCCAUCUUUUGAGUAAUAACAGUUACAAGUAAGUUGUAAAGACUAGCACAUGCCACUUGAAGAACCACGCCUUAUUCUCAUCUAUGUAGCAGUAAACUGGCAACGUAAAGUGUCUUAAUUUGAACCUACCUGGCUUUCCUCAACUGAGGAGAAUCAAACGGCAAAUUGUGACUAGAUUAUGUGAUCAUAAGUGCCAAAGGUUCAACCAUCUUUGCCACAUCUACCUUUCCCCUCCCAACUGUUUCCUUUUUGCCAUUAGUGUUUGUACCUUGUGUUUUGUAGUUUUCAUUUUGCAUAAGAUAAUUAAAGUGUUUACUUAGAAA
This is a messenger RNA of Antechinus flavipes (yellow-footed antechinus), 3664 nucleotides long. It is a transcript of the gene MCM2, whose product is annotated as minichromosome maintenance complex component 2. Gene Ontology annotation, cellular component: MCM complex; nucleus. Bases 112 to 2838 code for a protein of 908 amino acids. The record is from RefSeq and is a predicted model, not a curated record. Gene Ontology annotation, biological process: mitotic DNA replication initiation; double-strand break repair via break-induced replication; DNA replication. NCBI's taxonomy places the organism in Eukaryota, Metazoa, Chordata, Mammalia, Dasyuromorphia, Dasyuridae. Gene Ontology annotation, molecular function: ATP binding; single-stranded DNA helicase activity; single-stranded DNA binding. The transcript has 16 exons.